AUGGUUUUGACGGGAGGAAUAGCGCGGAUACACUUGCCAGUAAAUGGUGUCAGCCCCGCACAGUUGGAAGCACUCUCGCCUCCGAGUCAGAAGGUUGCGGAUGAAGGCGACACUUGUGAUGUUGAUGCCCAGCACCGCAUAGCGUGUGGCAACCCCGCCAUCAGCGAGGUGGCGUGCCACUUGAAAGGCUGCUGCUUCGAUGCCCCGAGCGCAGGGACUCCUUGCUUUUAUGGAAGAACAGAGCGUGUUGAGUGCACGAGAGACUUGUUUAGCAUUGUCAUCCCGAAGGAUGUGACCGUUCCACCGUUGAACCUUAGUUCUGUGUCUUUGGCGAAUGGAAGAGCUUCUGAAUGUUCCCCUAAAGUCAGAACAGCGGCAUUCAUUGUCUUUAGAUUUCCCGUUUCUGCGUGUGGCACAACUCAGGUGUUUGACGGCCAAACCAUCACUUACGAAACCGACGUGAUAGCGGAGAGAGAGAUCCUGGAUGGUCCUUCUGGAGUGAUUACUAGAGACAGCACUUAUAGGUUACAUGUGGAAUGUCGCUUUGCUGGAGAUGCUGAGCUCCCCUUCCAGGUGCUGGUGAACACUCCAGCGCCCCCAUCUCUUGUAGUGAAGGCCGGUGUCCUGAACAUGGAGAUGAGGAUCGCGAAAGAGCAAUUGUACAGCACUUGGUAUGCCAAGGCGGACUACCCUGUCCUGAAAUUCUUAAGGCAGCCGGUGUUUGUCGAAGUCCGAGUCCUUAACCGAACUGACGCCCACAUCAAUUUGAUGCUGUACGACUGUUGGGCAACUCCAUCCCCUGACUCUGAUCACAGAACCCAAUGGAGGAUUCUGGUGAAUGGGUGCCCGUAUUACGGAGACAAUUACUUGACUCGAUUGCACAGGGUUAACCGAAGUUCAGAGGUUCCGUUCCCAACUCAUCGUAAACGGUUUGAAUUGAAAACGUUUGGUUUCUGGGAUUCGAAGAUUCAAAACCUUUUGCAUGGGAAGGAUUCAAAAGAGAAGCAGAAGUUGAUGUUCAAAGUGAACCUGUCCAAAGACGACUGGUGA
Molecule: messenger RNA, 1050 nt
Organism: Callorhinchus milii (elephant shark)
Lineage: Eukaryota; Metazoa; Chordata; Chondrichthyes; Chimaeriformes; Callorhinchidae
Product: zona pellucida sperm-binding protein 4
Exons: 8
Coding region: 1-1050 (349 amino acids)
Biological process (GO): binding of sperm to zona pellucida; prevention of polyspermy
Cellular component (GO): egg coat
Molecular function (GO): structural constituent of egg coat; acrosin binding
Source: RefSeq, a predicted model, not a curated record